Messenger RNA from Lepisosteus oculatus (spotted gar), 1688 nucleotides. RefSeq names its product atonal bHLH transcription factor 1c (gene atoh1c). The record is from RefSeq and is a predicted model, not a curated record. Gene Ontology annotation, molecular function: protein dimerization activity; E-box binding; DNA-binding transcription factor activity, RNA polymerase II-specific. Gene Ontology annotation, cellular component: nucleus. Gene Ontology annotation, biological process: positive regulation of transcription by RNA polymerase II; axon development; sensory organ development. NCBI's taxonomy places the organism in Eukaryota, Metazoa, Chordata, Actinopteri, Semionotiformes, Lepisosteidae.
UCUUUUUUGUUGCAUUGAAUUUCUGGAGCAAUAGAACUUUAAGGGGCUAUCCAUUGUGGCGUUGCUGUUAUUUCAACAUCAGCUUUUUUACUCAAUGCACAGUUAUCUGCAGUGCACAGACAAGUCAUGUUCAGAGUGAAAGGACGUCAAGACAGCACUCAGUCCGGAUAUUCUCGUGUCUUGAGUGAUCGUUGAGGCGGACCUAAUCCACUUUUGAUGAACUUUGUUAAUAGACUUCCUCCCGUUAUCAUCAAACUAAUGGGUUUAAUUCUAUUGGUUUCUCGCACACGACUCUUAGCCCGCCCCUUGCAUCCUUGUACGAGUAGCAUUUGUCAAUAAAUUGUCCCCGUGGUCACAAAACUUUAGACACUAAACUUCUUUCCCACAAUUUUAGAAAACCUGUGGUACAUCUUUGUUAGCAAUAAUGCCCCGACACCAAAGCCAAUUGAAUACUAGUUGCGAGUUAAAGACACAUACAGACUUUGUUGGUUACAGAAAUGCGAAAGAUCUGAGCUGCGAAGAUCCAAACGGUUCGCUGCAUUUACUUAUUGGGCAAGGAUCCCCCGUGCAGACAUUUAUUCAGAGCCAAGCGUUCAGCACCAGGAGAGUGCAGGACAAGGCGCAAUGUGCUCCAUGUGCCAUGGUUGAACUUCGGAUCCCCAGCACUCCGGGGUACCUAGACCGAGAUCCUUGUGCCUUAGCUCGGGCGCAGAAGCGGCGGCGUCUGGCUGCCAACGCCAGAGAGAGGAGACGGAUGUUGGGGUUAAAUCUAGCUUUCGACCGUCUGCGGAGCGUCAUUCCGACUCUUGAGUGCGACAAGAAGCUGUCAAAGUCGGAAACCCUUCAGAUGGCUCAAAUAUAUAUAUCGACUCUCACAGAGAUUCUUCAGGACAGGAGAACCCCGCCGGAAUUCGAGGAAAACGAGAGUUUCAGCCCUGAGCCAGCGUCCCCGGAGAACCCAGCGAAGGAUCAAACUGUGUCAUCCGAUGAUGUGGCAGAACAAAAAAAGAGACGAUUGCCUCCGACCACCUCCGAACCAGUAGCAGAAUACAAGGUGGAAAGAUGUAAAGAUGGAACAGAAACUUACGACAGAGACCGCAAAAGCCAAGCCCAGGAGACUAAGAUGACGGGUUUGUUAAACCUCUGGGAAAGACCUAGCGGUACUAAAUGAAAUGGACUGAACUGGGGUGGGGGCUGUGGGUUAUCUUUCGCCGUUUUACACACGACUAAACCAUGGUCUGACAUAUUUAAGCAGAUGUAAAAUGCACGUGCCAUUACCGUGUUUUUCAGUUUUAUGUACUUAUUCAAAACGUCUGCACCGUUAGGUAUUAUUAAUGAUCGAACUGAAGGGGACAAAAUCAGUCAAGUUUAGUUUUUUACCGACGGUUAAAGCAGACUUAGUAUUUCUAUGAGUACAUGAGUACAUAACUAAAAUGAGUACAAUAUAGUAAAAAUACUUGUAUGGCAAAACCGUAAUACAAUUUGUUCUGUUUUUUUUUAAUCGCUUCAAACUUUGAAAACUGUUAUUACGCCCGAGGGCAGUUUUCCGUAAAGGAAUAUUUCUAUAUUUACCUAGGUGUAAGGUCUAACAUUUCUGUGCGCUUGUCUUUACUAUCCAGCGCUACGUCACCCAAAUAAUUUGCUACAUUAACUAAGUCAUAGAUUAUAUUAUAUAAUUGUGAAAAGCU